Messenger RNA from Nymphaea colorata (pocket water lily), 3936 nucleotides. Its product is annotated as pentatricopeptide repeat-containing protein At3g54980, mitochondrial-like. The coding region runs from base 321 to 3260 and encodes 979 amino acids. Lineage: Eukaryota; Viridiplantae; Streptophyta; Magnoliopsida; Nymphaeales; Nymphaeaceae. The record is from RefSeq and is a predicted model, not a curated record. Gene Ontology annotation, molecular function: protein binding. The transcript has 4 exons.
UGCCCACUAUGACUUCGGAUCUGGAUUAUAAAUCUUGAGGAGUUCGACCCGAUUCAAGAAAGCAAUGACAGAAGGCUCGAGUGGCGCGGGCAAGUAAACAAAUGUGCGGGAAAGCGGCGCUUCUUAUGCUCUGUCUAUCCCGCCAUCGUCGAGACCGACGAGCUAGGUGGAAGCAGGAGGAACAAGGAAGGGGAUUUGCGGCGCCUGACUGUUGAUCUUUAUUGGUUUGAGCGUGUGACAAUCCGUAACCACCAAUGCUAUUAUCACGUCCAGGUGUGCACUGAAGCAGCAAGAGCCCCUCAUGCGAUUCCUCCUCUUUCAUGACGGCCGGACAUUCCUUUCUGCGCUCCUCGAGAACCAACUUCUGCUUCCUCUUACGCUCAGCUCACUCGGCUUCUUCCCUCGCCUCUUUCGAUGCUGCCAUGUUCAGAAACAACGGAAGACAUGGUGCCAGAUUAGGGAAGUGUAGAUGGAAACGCAAAUAUGGCAAGCAUUCUUCCAGCAAGGAGAUUUGUAUGACUAACGAUGAAAUUACAGGCAACCUCAGGAAGCUAUUUGUUAUUAACAAAGCAAAAAUCGAUUCAUUGGGUGACCAAAGUAGUCCAUUUGAAUGUCAUAGUCACCCAUUGGGUAGCUCCGGGUGUGCUUUUGUCAGUUUCCAAUCGACACUUGCUAUUUCACCAGUUCAGAUUGGAUAUUCCUUUUUGCUGAACCAGUCUUCUUUGAGAAGACAAUAUUUGGAUGGAAAACUUAGGGGUUAUUCUACGAGUAGACAGAUUGAACGUGCAAAAGUUGGUGAUACUGUUGCAGAAGGAACUGCAGAUAUGCAUGUCACUACCAAGGAAGAAAAAGCAGAGGAAAAUGAAACUUCCCAUAGCAGAUCAAUGGAAAAAAGGCAUGCCCUUGCACUGGUUUUGAAUGUGGAUAAUACCACAUAUUGCCAUGACCACACAGGAGCUUUAUCUUAUCCUAAGUUGACGGGCGAGAAGCUUCAUGAAAAGAUUAGCAUGAAAGACACUGUUAAUGGGAUGUGUGAGCUCUGUAGUAUCCUGCACAACCUUGCCUUGUCUAAAAAUCAGAGCUCCGUCAACCACCUACUUAAGCAGUACUUAGUGAGCAAUUCUGGUGCGAGUGUCGGUGCUUUUAUUGAUCACCUUGUCAACACUUAUAAAACCUGUGAGUCCAAUCCUGAGUUGUUUGAUUGGGUGCUAAUUGCGUACUUGGAUCAGGGUUCUUUUGAUGAAGGGAUCGAGUGCUUCCAUAAAAUGGUAUCUUCCGGUAUCGUUCCAGGAAUUUCCUCUAGAAAUGCUCUUUUGAGUUCAUUGGUGAAGUUCAAUUCCAUGGAAAAGGCAUGGGAACUCUUUCAUGAGAUGAAAUCAAGCGACAUGGAUUUAGAUGUCAAAACAUUUGAGCUGAUGAUUCAGGCAUGCUACCAUGAAUCGAAGCCAGAUGCAGCUGAAGCUAUUCUUCAGGAGAUGCGAUCUAGAGGAUUUAAAUUAGAUGCUGACAGUUAUUCUAACAUGAUCCUGGCUAUAUGCAAGAAACCAAAUUCCCAAUUGGCUUGUGAACUGCUAAAAGAGAUGAAAAGUUUUGGACUGGUUCCUUCUGAACAUGCCUAUGGUUGUGUGGUGGGAGCUUGUGUGAAGCAACGGAAUAUGUCAGAGGCACUGAGAGUUACGGAGGAGAUGAUAGGUGAUGGUUUUGGCUUCAAUGCGGUGGUAGCCACGAGUUUAAUCAAGGGAUACUAUAUGAAGAAAGACAUCAAUGCUGCAUUGCAAAUGUUCAAUGAGAUGAUUGAUAGAGGAAUCACCCCAACUGUCGUUAGCUACUCUAUAAUGAUUGAGGGUUGUUGUGGGCUUGGGCACAUGGACAAGGCAGUCAUUCUAUUUGAGCAAAUGAAAGAAAAGCAUGUAACGCCUAACGUCUUUACCUUCAAUGCAAUGAUUAAAGGAUAUCUGAAGAAAGGAAAGUGGAGAAUGGCAUUGAAAUUCUUUGAUGAAGCGGUUGACAGUGACCUUGCAAAUGUUUUCACAUAUAAUAUACUUAUAUAUUACCUCAGUAAGUGUAAGAGAAUGAAAGAAGCGUCUGAACUAUGGAAGAAGAUGCUGAGUAAGGGAAUCAGCCCAACUAUUGUUUCCUACAAUAGUUUAAUUCUUGGUUAUUGCAGACAAGGGGAUACAGAAAUGGCUUCUUCUGUUUAUUCAGAAAUGAAUGAGAAAGGCAUCAUUCCUAAUGUAGUAACGUACACUACUUUGAUGAAAGGAUAUUUCAGAAGAGGAGAUAUUGAUGAGGCCUUAAGACUGCAGCGCACAAUGACACAAUCAGGGGUAGCAAUCAAUGACUUCACUUGCAACAGUAUAAUUGAUGGCCUCUGCAAAGCGGGUCGUAUAGCAGAGGCUAAUAGAACGAUUGAGGAAUUCAAGAAGAAAGGAUUUACUCCUACAUCCAUGGCAUAUGAUAGCAUUAUCGAUGGUCACAUGAAAGCUGGUGAUGUGAGUUCAGCUGUGCGUGUUUAUCAACAGAUGUGUGAUGGCGGUGUUUCCCCCAGCAUUGUUACAUACACUAUUUUCAUAGAUGGUUUUUGCAAAACUGGUAGUGUGGAUCUUGCCAUGAAGCUGUUCAAUAAAGUGGAAAAGCAAGGCCUUGAGCUGGAUAUAGUUGCAUAUAACAGCCUUAUAGAUGGAUUUUCAAAGAUCGGGCAGAUGAGUGGUGCACAUUUUGUUCUUAAUAAACUGAUUGCAGUUGGAUUAACCCCUACAUGUGCUGUUUACAAUAGUUUGAUUCAUGGGUAUGUUUCUCAAAAUAACAUUGAAGAAGCUCUUGAUUUGCAUAAAAAAAUGAGAAAAGAUGGCAUUGCUGGUGAUGUUUAUUUUUAUACUACACUAAUUCAUGGAUCAUUAAAAUCAGGGAACACAGUCUCUGCCUUUCAACUGUACGAGGAAAUGUUUGAUGAAGGUUUAAUACCAGAUACGAUCACAUAUUCUGUUCUUGUGAAUGGUUUCUGCAGAAAAGGACAGAUAGAAAAUGCACAUAAGUUAUUGCCUGAAAUGGAAAGAAGGGGCUCACUUCCUAACGUUCUUAUAUACAAUUCAUUGAUUGAUGCGUAUUUUAAGAAAGGAAAUUUGCGAGAGGCUUUCAGAUUGCACGACGAAAUGCUUGACAAAGGCUUGAUGCCUGAUGACAGAACCUACGAUAUUCUCGUGAACACAAAGUUGGAACGAAAUGUAUUGCUGUCGAGAAAUGCAGUGCCCGUAAUAUGACUGUUUGUAGUUGUUUUGAGGUGCAUUUGUGACGUAUAGAGACAUACAGGCGUGCUACUUGAUAAUGGUAAUUUUGGUCCAUGUGCAAAAUAGCGUGCGACAAGGUAUUCUGCGGGAAGAAAUGAAGCUUCUCAUUUUUGUAUAUACAUCUGUAACAUGAAUCUGCAACUUGAUUAUCCUCGAUGGGAUUGUUCAACAAAUCAUGGUGACACGAGAGGAUAAGGAUUAGCAUGCUUGGUGGUUGCACCCUCUAAAGACCAAUUAUGGCAUCUUGUCAUCUGUUCUGUCUGACCAUUUAUUUAAGAAAUCCUGUCCCAUCGUGCUACUAGUGAGAAGCCAUCACUUCCAACGGAUGUCAAAACACGCUACUUGGCGGUAGCUUUGUAAGCAAGAUAAAUGAAUCUGUCAUUCUGUUGAAGCAGUAGAAUAGUAGUAUUAUUGUAGAUCUUUCAUUGACCUCUGUGAUCAGCGCAAAGUUGGUUCGCUACUUUAGAUGCCAUAGGAUGGACUAUUUUCUCUUGUAUACAGCGGAGUUAGCCUGCCCGUCAGGCGAAUGUGCGUAUCCAGAAGCCGUCACUAAAUUUUGACCUUCAAUCAGUAAAUUUUUUACUAAGCUCAUGUUCUGGUGCCAGUUUGGCGAUCCUGAAUCUGUGUUAAAUCAAAUAUGCUUCACUGU